AUGGCUGUGCUCGCGCGAAGCAACGUCCGCAAGAACAUCUUCUACAUUGGAAAUGACAACAAGGUAUACCAGGGCUACUGGAAGAGUGAACAGCCAACGAUUUGGACAUUUGAGAAGCUGUCAGACCUCACUGCUGCCCCGGGCUCAUUAACGGCCGUCUCCAUGAACAGCCAGCACAUGGAGGUGUUCUGGACCGCUCCAGAUGGCUCUGUUAACCACGCAUACUGGUAUGAGAGCACAGGAAAGUGGACUAGCAGUUCCUUGGCUGGUAGCGGUAUUCGCUGCGUGCCCGGUAGCUCCAUUACUUCCACAUCUCGCAAGGAUGGGUGCAUGGAUAUCUUCUGCGCUACAUCAGACGGCUAUACUCAACAGUUCUCCUACUCCUAG
Molecule: messenger RNA, 387 nt
Organism: Trichoderma harzianum CBS 226.95
Lineage: Eukaryota; Fungi; Ascomycota; Sordariomycetes; Hypocreales; Hypocreaceae
Exons: 1
Coding region: 1-387 (128 amino acids)
Source: RefSeq, a predicted model, not a curated record